Messenger RNA from Thalassophryne amazonica, 960 nucleotides. It is a transcript of the gene myl2a, whose product is annotated as myosin, light chain 2a, regulatory, cardiac, slow. Gene Ontology annotation, biological process: heart development; muscle cell fate specification; cardiac muscle contraction. Bases 92 to 601 code for a protein of 169 amino acids. The record is from RefSeq and is a predicted model, not a curated record. Gene Ontology annotation, cellular component: cytoplasm; myofibril. Lineage: Eukaryota; Metazoa; Chordata; Actinopteri; Batrachoidiformes; Batrachoididae. Gene Ontology annotation, molecular function: calcium ion binding. The transcript has 7 exons.
AGAUGAGGGUAGUGGCUACAAAAGGGACACAAGCACGCUGCUCAUUGUUCACUGGCAUCAUUGUUUGCCUGACCUCCCCAGCUGCUUAGCUAUGGCCCCCAAAAAAGCCAAGAAGAGAACAGCAGAGGGCGCCAACUCCAAUGUGUUCUCCAUGUUUGAACAGGCCCAAAUCCAGGAGUUCAAAGAGGCCUUCACCAUCAUGGACCAGAACAGAGAUGGCUUCAUCGACAAGAACGAUCUGAGGGACACAUUUGCUGCUCUAGGACGCCUAAAUGUGAAACAGGAAGAGAUUGAUGAAAUGCUCAAAGAGGCUCCCGGCCCAAUUAACUUCACCGUCUUCCUCACCAUGUUUGGAGAAAAGCUGAAAGGCGCUGAUCCAGAGGAGACCAUCCUCAAUGCUUUUAAAGUCUUUGACCCCGAGGGGAAAGGUGUACUGAGGAAGGACUAUGUGACACAAAUGCUGACGACGCAGGCAGACCGAUUCUCCCCUGAAGAGAUGGAACAGAUGUUCGCUGCCUUCCCCCCAGAUGUGGCAGGAAACCUUGACUACAAGAACCUUGUUCACAUCAUCACCCACGGAGAGGAAAAGGACCAGGAGUAAAAUCUUUUUGAGAUUUUUUGUUUGGGUUUUUUUUGGUCAGGCCCUUGAACAUGAUACAGACUGUGCUUUAUUUUCUAACAGCACAAGUGGAUCAACCCUUUUUUUUGUCUCUCUCUCUCUCUCUCUCUCUCCCUGGGAGGAAAAAAUUAACAGGGUGGGCAGAGCUGUCUUUUUCCUUUUUGGUUUCAGACCCACAAUUUACCUGCAACUAAAAAGAUUCUUUAGUAUCUCAGACUCUGAGUAUUUUUAGUGUACAGUAUUUUGUACAGACUCCAAAACACACAUCUGAUUUAUUUAUCAGAGAAAGCAUCAAAUUGUUUGGUCUCAGCGUGUUCAUUUAAUAAAUAUUUCAAGAAAAA